GCCGCCACAAAGUGCGUCUGACACAGCGGGCACGACCACACAGACGCCACGAGCAUCGCUGACGUCGCUGGUAGACAGAUCUGCUGGAAUCUCGACACAUAUGCUGAUGAUAUGCAUCUGGCCGAUGCGCUUGCCGUGCUUGCAGGGAGGGAGCGUGCAGACGCACGAAGAAUGGAGAGAUCUACCUUCCCGCCAGCUCACGAGCAUCGCUGACACCGUUGGUACGCAGAUUUGCUUCACGCGCUGCGAAUGUGAUCGGGGUGUGUGUGUGUGUGUGAUUGCGUUGUACUGCAGGCCGAGAUGUCGCAGCCAUCGCCCCGAGUCUUGACGCUCGACGAAGCAGGCAACCAGCUCAUCGAGACGGAGCGACAGCUCAAGAACGAAAGAUGGCGUGCGACCAUGGAUAUGCGGCUCACGGCUCUCGAGCACCAGCACCAGAUGGAAGGGCUACAAGUACAGCUGGCAGCCCGCGACGCAUCACUGGCAGAGAAGGACAAGCAGCUCCUCAGUGCCCAGGCGGCCGCCAAGGCCGUACAGCAAUCGACGUCUGUGGGUGCGGGCCUGCUAUCUGUCGCUGUCCAUGUGCUGCUGGCCGUGGCGCUCAUCGGUGUGGUGGCUGUGUCCAUGGGAUGGUGGGAGGCUGCUGAGGGCCUCGUGUGCGCCAAGCGAGAGGCGGCUAUCGAUGACAAGCUCAGAGCGCUUCUGACGGAGAAGGACAAGCAGCUGACCGAAGCGAGAGAGGCUCACGAGAGGCGACUGGCCGACAGGACGGGCGAGAUUGUGGCACUGAAAGGGCAGCUCGCAGACCGGGAGGCGGCCAUCGAAACACUCCAACAGAAGGUGGAUGGACCCAUCACGCACAUGCCUUGGUCUUCUACACCCCCAGCCCCUACGUAUGUAUGUAUGUAUGUGUCGGCAGAGCCUCUCGCUCGAUGUGACUCCCCUCUCGCUCGGGUCAGCAGAGGGCGAGUUAGGCACUUUCAUGCGCAUCGUGGCAAGAAACACGACCAUCCCCAUCAAGAAAUCGAGAAUCCACAUGACUGUCGUCGACAACCAGGCAAUGGUGAAAGGCGAGAGACGGUGUGAAACCCACGCCCAGCUCUGUAUGUGCAUCUCUCUCAUCGAUUGUAGAUACUCUUCAAAGUAUACGAGGGCGAGAAGCCGAUGGCUGAGGACAACCAUCUGCUUGGCGAGUUGCUCUUCACCGGCAUCCCCCGCGCCCCCAAAGGCAAGGGCAGGGUCGAGCUGACCUUCGAGAUUGACGCCAACGGUAUCCUGACCAUCGUUGCAACGGAGGAAUCCACCGGACACACACAGGUUGGUCGCCUAAGAAGACAGCACCACAAAGCAUCCGUGACAUAUCCGUUAUAUCAGAGCAUCACGAUUGUGUCGAGUGCGGUCAAGACCCUGGUCGACAUCAAAAGAAUGGUGCGGCAAAGCGAAUGAGCAGAUGUUCAUGUGUAUGUCUGUCGAGCUGCUCAUUCGUCUCGUGAAUGACGAGUGAGAGUUGCAUGCCUGCAUCCUUUUUAUGCAUUUAUUGGUGCCUUCCAUUGGCCGUAUAUUACGAUUGCCAUGGCGUACGGACGUAAGUGAGGGUAGGUGGGUGCGUGGGGCUGUCGUUUCUAUCUGUAAAGUAAUUUUGUCGUCAUGUGUGUGAAGUGUUUUCUGUGCUUGCUGCGUGUUUUGUGGACAAGGACAGCCGACCGGCUGUGGAUGUGCUUCUGCAAGGGACCGGAUGUCAAGUGCACGUGUGUAUCCAUGUGUCCAAAUGCCCAGUCG
Vitrella brassicaformis is the source of this 1779-nucleotide messenger RNA. The record is from the annotation of a GenBank genome assembly. Lineage: Eukaryota; Vitrellaceae.